Equus caballus (horse) is the source of this 3180-nucleotide messenger RNA. RefSeq names its product synapsin III (gene SYN3). Gene Ontology annotation, biological process: neurotransmitter secretion. Lineage: Eukaryota; Metazoa; Chordata; Mammalia; Perissodactyla; Equidae. Gene Ontology annotation, cellular component: synaptic vesicle membrane; synaptic vesicle. The record is from RefSeq and is a predicted model, not a curated record. Gene Ontology annotation, molecular function: ATP binding.
AGGAGGAGGAGAGGAGGGUCCUUUGGGGAAGAGAGAGCCCUUGCAAAGUUCCCCGCUGCAGUCUCUCCUUGCCACUGGGGACAGGCACAGCCCCAGCUGCUCUGGCCUGCAGAGGUCCCACCGGAUGAAUUGCUAAACCGCCACCUGCUUCUGAGCAUUGUUCAACUUGGCGGGAUCCUCAGAACCGGGAGGUAAGCAAGGACAGCUGAGGACAACUGGAGCAGGAUCCCCCUGGCUCUGGGGGCCCAAGACCCUCCCGCCCCCUAUCCCCGGCAGCCUGUGUUCUGGGCCUCACCUAGACAAGUCUGAGUAGGAACAAAGCCAUCGCGUCCAUCCACAGCCAUGAAUUUCCUCCGGCGGCGACUCUCUGAUAGCAGCUUCGUGGCCAACCUGCCCAAUGGCUACAUGACAGACCUGCAGCGCCCAGACAGUUCCACCAGCUCCCCGGCUUCCCCGGCCAUGGAGAGGAGGCACCCCCAGCCCCUGGCAGCCUCCUUUUCCUCUCCAGGAUCCAGCCUCUUUAGCUCCUUCUCCAGUGCCAUGAAGCAGACCUCACAGGCCCCCUCGGGGCUGAUGGAGCCUCCAGGCCCCUCCACACCUGUUGUUCAAAGGCCCAGGAUCCUGUUGGUGAUUGAUGAUGCCCACACAGACUGGGCCAAGUACUUCCAUGGGAAAAAGGUGAACGGAGAGAUUGAGAUCCGAGUGGAGCAGGCUGAAUUCUCAGAGUUGAACCUAGCUGCCUAUGUUACUGGGGGCUGUAUGGUGGACAUGCAAGUCGUGAGGAAUGGGACCAAGGUGGUGAGAUCCUUCAAGCCAGACUUCAUCCUGGUCCGCCAGCACGCCUACAGCAUGGCCCUGGGUGAAGACUACCGCAGCCUGGUCAUCGGCCUCCAGUAUGGAGGGCUGCCCGCUGUCAACUCUCUCUACUCCGUGUACAACUUCUGCAGCAAGCCCUGGGUGUUCUCUCAGCUCAUUAAGAUCUUCCACUCCCUGGGUCCUGAGAAGUUCCCACUUGUAGAGCAAACGUUCUUCCCCAACCAUAAGCCGAUGCUCACAGCCCCGCACUUCCCUGUGGUGGUCAAGUUGGGACACGCCCACGCCGGAAUGGGAAAGAUCAAAGUAGAAAACCAGCAUGACUACCAGGACGUCACCAGCAUGGUGGCCAUGGCCAAGACCUACGCCACUACGGAGGCCUUCAUCGACUCCAAGUACGACAUCCGCAUCCAGAAAAUCGGGUCCAACUACAAGGCUUACAUGAGAACCUCCAUCUCUGGAAACUGGAAGGCCAACACAGGUUCUGCCAUGCUGGAGCAGGUGGCCAUGACAGAGAGGUACAGGCUGUGGGUAGACAGCUGCUCAGAAAUGUUUGGCGGCCUGGACAUCUGCGCCGUCAAGGCCGUCCACAGCAAGGAUGGCAGAGAUUACAUCAUCGAGGUGAUGGACAGCUCGAUGCCCCUGAUUGGCGAGCACGUGGAAGAGGACAAACAGCUGAUGGCCGACCUCGUUGUCUCCAAAAUGAGCCAAUUCCUGAUGCCAGGCGGCACAGUGCCCUCGCCACUGAGGCCUUGGGGUCCACAGACUAAACCAGCAAAAUCCCCCGGGCCAGCCCAGCUGGGGCCUCCGCUUGGACAGCCCCAGGCACGCCCACCCACCCAAGGGGGCCCUCGCCAAUCUCCGUCUCCUCAGCCCGCGAGGUCUGGAAGCCCAUCCCAGCAGAGGCUCUCCCCACAAGGCCAGCAGCCCCUGAGCCCCCCGUCCGGAUCUCCACAGCAGCAGAGAUCGCCAGGCUCUCCACAGCUGUCCCGGGCAUCCAGUGGCAGCUCUCCAAACCAGGCCUCCAAGCCGGGCGCCACCCUCGCCUCACAGCCCAGGCCCCCCAUUCAAGGCCGCAGCACCUCCCAACAAGAUGAAGAAUCCAAGAAGCCAGCACCACCCCACCCCCAUCUCAACAAAUCGCAGUCCCUGACUAACAGCCUCAGCACGUCUGAUGCGUCCCAGCGCGGGCCCCCCAGUGAGGACGAGGCCAAGGCCGAGACCAUCCGCAACCUGAGGAAGUCAUUCGCCAGCCUCUUCUCAGACUAGCCCCGUGCAGGCUGCUCGUCACACCCUCCCGCCUCCUGCCUCGUCUUCCUUCUCAGCCUUGGUUCCCGAUGGGAACAGAAUGGAGGGCCUGAGAAUGUACUGUCUAAAUGCCUCUGACCCAGCAGCUGAGUAUCUUUACGUGUCCCCACUUUCCUUUGCCGUGACGUUCCAGUGUUGUCCCGCUGAGUGGUGGGCCUUUGAGAGCUUCCAGGUUCCUCAAAAUGGGCCCUAAAGACAGGUGUCAUAUCACGCCACUCCCCGGAUGCUUGCUUCCCUGCCUCAGACCACCAAGUGCGAUGUCUGCGUGUGGCUACUUUUCACACUUCUUGUUCGUGUUUUGCUUGCCUUUGGGCCAAGGUCCCCUCUAGGGCUUGUCCCCCUCUACAUCAAAUGCAGACUCUGUAGUCGGACCUCAGCAAUUUAGGAGGCAAUAAUCUUUUGACAGUGUUUUGCAAACAAAAGGAGAAAAGCCCAGCCAGGGGCACCUACCACCGACCCACACUAGUUCCAGCCAGGCUCAAGAGACGGCCCCUCAGACCCGCAGGCAAGGCCCCACCAGGCCUGACCAUCGGGGGGAUCUUGAGGACAAUGGAAAGAAACCAGAUCCUGUGUGACAAGUGGGGCCUUUCAGAACACAACAGAAGCAGAGGGAAACUCUUGGAAUGCUGCUCAUGCCCAGACUGGACAGCCACGAGCAGACCACAGCUUCUUUAGGAGUCAUUCCUGGUCCCCGCAGAGGAAAGGCCCUCCACUUCCGAGGAGGGCGUUAGGUAGGGUAGGGCUCCUCCCCCCUUCUGUGUUACACCACCAGGAAUUCUCUCUGAAUUCCCACCAGGAUGUGGUUUCCUCCUCAAGAGCAUAGGAGGAACCAGAGAGAAUCAGCAGAUCGAUGACACAGGAUCAGAGAGUGUGAUGAUGGUAGCUUCUAGGCCGGCAUUUCACAAACAAAUUACAAAAUUACAAAUUACAAGAUUACAAAAGGGGUUCAUGGUCACGCAUGUUUAGGAAACACUGUUUUUAUUUCUAUUUUUGAGGUUGAUGUUACACAUUACACGUCAAAGUCUGUUGGGAUUCCUGCAGUAAAGAAAUUAGCUUUAA